UCUUGUACUCAAAAACACAAAAACCCCAUCCUCAUAUCUCACACACAACUCACAAGUUCAUCCUACUAACUUUCCUCUCCAUUUCUUCCUUACUCUGCCCCUUUUCACCAGCCAAAUUCCUACACUCUCAAGUCUCACCACACACAAAAAAAACACAGAUGGGAUCUGAACCAGAAUCUGAUGAAAAAAACUCCAUAAUCCCAUCAACAAUCCCAAAACUCCCAUUAUUUUCUCUUCAAUCUUCAAAAUCCCCACAACAUUCAGGAAACCUUACUUCCCCUCUUCACACUUCAGCUUCAGUGCCCUUCAAAUGGGAGGAACACCCAGGAAAGCCCUUACCUUGUCUUACACUUGCCCUUCCUUCUGAAAAUACCCCUAUCAAAACCCUAGAACUUCCUCCUAGACUCCUUAAUGAGACUAAAUUUACCAAAACACCCUCCCCUACAACUGUUCUUGAAGGUCCUUAUAAUAUAGGGAAGUCAUCUUCUUUUAGAUUCCUUAGGAGAAGACAAGGGUCAUUUGAUGGUAGUGGUGCCCUUAGUUUUGGGGGUAGUGGUGGAAGUAGUCCUGAUAAAGGUUUGCUUGGAACUAUUGUUCUUAGUAGAAGUAGUAGUAGUAGAAGAGAUCAUAAAGGGUUGUUUGGUUCUUGGAGGAAAAAAAGUGGGUGUAAUUUUAAGACUAAUAAUAAUAAGCAUAAUGAUACUCAUGGGGGUAAUUUUGUCUUUCCAAGCUUCUUAUCUGAUGAUGGUAAUAAUACUAAUGCUACCUGCUGUGAUGGUGGUGCUGCUACUGUCAAGGUUAAGAAGCCCAAUUUAUUGGGAUUGUCACCAGUCAAAUCUCACUUCUGGGCAGCCAUAUAUGGAGCAUUCAAGCAAGUAGUACCCAGUCCUAGGAGAAGUACAAAGUGGAAGAAAGAUGCCUGGUAAAAGCCAUCAUUUUUCCUUGUGCAGUAACAAGUCUCAAUCAGAUCUGCCCCAUCUUACCUUCUCUAAUUAAAGCUCUCCUUUUCCUUUUUCUGAUGAAGCCGACAUGAAUACUCAAAGCUAUAAACAUGAAAAUUAAAAAAAAAAAAAAAAAAAAAAAACUGUAUGUUUAUGAUAGUAGUAGUUCUGUAAGACUACUAAAUUGCUGUGAAUUUGGGGAUGUUCGUUCUUGUUCAGCUUAUUUGACUGUUUCACCAUGUAUAAAGUUCCACGAGUUAUUGUAAGUUUGUAGGAGUAUUAUUUUCAUUGGAACAUUUUGAUUAAGAGAUAACAAGCUGAAAUUUCUCUGAA
Amaranthus tricolor (Joseph's coat) is the source of this 1274-nucleotide messenger RNA. RefSeq lists its product as uncharacterized. NCBI's taxonomy places the organism in Eukaryota, Viridiplantae, Streptophyta, Magnoliopsida, Caryophyllales, Amaranthaceae. The coding region runs from base 159 to 926 and encodes 255 amino acids. The record is from RefSeq and is a predicted model, not a curated record. The transcript is spliced from 2 exons.